CCUUUAGGCUGCGAACAUGGCUCGCGGACUUAAGAAACAUCUAAAACGUUUGAACGCACCAAAGUCAUGGCUUUUAAGCAAACUCGGAGGAGUCUAUGCUCCCCGGCCGUCGGCUGGACCUCACAAGCUUCGAGAGUCUCUUCCCAUGAUGUUGAUCCUUCGUAACAAGCUGAAGUACGCAUUGACUGGUUCAGAAGUGACGAAGAUUGUCAACCAGCGCCUGAUCAAAGUGGAUGGCAAGGUGCGCACUGAUGCCACCUUUCCCACUGGAUUCAUGGAUGUUAUUUCUAUCGAAAAAACAGGAGAGUUUUUCCGUAUCCACUACGAUGUUAAAGGACGUUUUCUUUUACACCGCAUCUCUGCCGAGGAAGCCGAGUACAAGCUGUGCCGCGUCAAGAAGGUCUGCCAGGGACCUAAGAAAAUCCCCUACCUCGUUCUUCACGACGGCCGUACCAUUCGCUACCCUGACCCUCUGAUCAAAGCCAACGACACCGUCAAAAUCGAUAUUGCCAGUGGAAAGGUCGAUGAUUUCAUUAAGUUCGAUUCUGGUAAUGUUUGUAUGGUUACUGGAGGUCGUAAUUUGGGCCGUGUUGGGGUCAUCACCAGCCGGGAACGUCACCCCGGUUCAUUCGACAUCGUGCACAUCAAGGAUUCAAACGGCCAUGCUUUCGCUACUCGCCUGUCCUACAUUUUCGUGAUCGGCAAAGGUUCGAAGCCGUGGGUUACUUUGCCUAAGGGCAAGGGCGUAAAGCUGUCGAUCGCAGAGGAACGCGACAAGCGACUUGCAGGAAAGAGGGCGCACUAAAACCGCACAGUGCGGUUAACACUUCAAACCAUGGGGAGGCAAAAGCCGCCAUUAAAUAAACCUUAUGGCUUCGUAGUA
Varroa destructor (honeybee mite) is the source of this 883-nucleotide messenger RNA. RefSeq names its product ribosomal protein S4 (gene RpS4). The record is from RefSeq and is a predicted model, not a curated record. Lineage: Eukaryota; Metazoa; Arthropoda; Arachnida; Mesostigmata; Varroidae. Gene Ontology annotation, biological process: translation. Gene Ontology annotation, molecular function: structural constituent of ribosome; RNA binding. Gene Ontology annotation, cellular component: ribosome; cytosolic small ribosomal subunit.